CUGUCAGAAGGAUCCAGAAAGAACAGUUUUGUUGUGAAAAGCAAAGAUCCUUUACCUACGCAUUUUACAAGAAAUGUGCAGAAAGCCAUUGAUAAAUAUACCUGUGAAUCUCCUCCGUCAUCAUUUUCAUCCAGCGGAAGCCACACGCCCAGGGAGGCCCACAACUCUUGGUCUGGUUCUACUACACAGAGUUCUACCACUGGUUUGUCUACAGAGAGGAGCUCAAUAUAUUCUUGGAGAGAUGAUGAAUUUGACAAAGCCAGUGCACAGAAGGUGCAGCAGUUGUUCUGGGAGGUGGACGAAAUGUUAUUUGAAGGGAAAGUAAGCCCUCAGACCCAGAAUCUGCAGGCUGAAUGCAGUGAGUGGGCAGGAAGAUCCCUCCACCUGAGAGUUCUAGGAAGACAGCUCAUCCUGCCAGCCGAUGAAGGGUUUCAGCAUUUCCAGGGUAGUGUGCCUAGUUCUGCUGUACACAAACCCUUACCUGACACCUGUGAAUGCAGCAGCCACAUCAGAGAGUUGUGCAUCUCUGGCUCUCAUAUAGUCCCGGCAGCACUCUCAGCCUCUGCCCCGCCAGGCCCUGAUGGCACAGACCUUGCUGACCUAAUGGCAUGUCCAUCCUUGGAAGAAGAGGUUUAUGAAAUGGAUGGAAAGAUUGAAGAGUAUUUCGCUUUUGACAGAAAAGAGGACGAUGACGAGUGUCUUGAAGGAAAACCAGCUCACCGUGGUAGGAAGUGGCAGAAGCACGGACUUCCUCCCAUCUCCCCUCAUGACUGCAUCAAAGAUGCUGUGGCAGCCGAAGUAUUCGAUAACGUCUGGACAAACGUGGUAGAAAUGUUGGAAGAACUGAUUAGAAAACACUGGGAAACUACACCCACAGAAGGAAAAAAGCAGAAGGAAAAACAGGAAGUGGCUGAAAAUAGAUCUCCACGUACACUCAUUUCCCGUGUUCACACUGAUGUAUCAAGUGUUCCCCUGUCCAGAAGUUCUGAGAUUCGCAGCAUUUCCCUGGCUUCUCAUCUUAAUCCACUCCAGAUUCAUCGCUUCUCCAACAAUUUUUGUAGUAAUUUGAAUGGUGUAAUGACAAUUCAAGCAAAACCACUUCAGCAGAGACCUACAUAUUUUGCAGAUAAAUCACAGAAUGAACGAGAAGACAAAUCAUUGGGUGUAGGGUCCGGUGCUGUUUCCUCUGCACAGCACCGACUGGGACGAAUCUCAGAUAAUCACGGAUUACAGACUCCUGCAAAGAAAACACCAGUAUAUAGGAGGCUGCCUUCUCUUACUUCAGAUUCACAGAGAAUAAAGACCCCCAAUGUGUAUAGUGAUGAAGUUCUUAGGGGAACAAAACUGCAAACUGGAAUAGACCACAUGUCUCCUCCACCAGUUCAAACCUCACGGAGCAGGCUACCCCCAAUAGGCUCAGAGACCAGGGAGCAAAACUCUGCAGUUCCUGGAUCCCGCCCUGUUUCUUACAGAGGAAGACAUCCACAAAACCGCGUGUUAAGUGCAGUGCCUGACAGUAUAGAAAGGUCGCCUCUUCAAGAAAGAACUGUUACCCUGGAACAGUUGUCAAGGCCCAGCACAACCCAUACAUUCCAGUCGGAUACGCCUCGAAAAGGCUCAUUGGUGCCAAUGGAAUUUACUGGUCAUACGUGGACAGGUCAAAGUAUUUUGACAGGUUCACAAUAUCUGCCGAAAUCUUUUCAGAGGACAACUUCGACUUCAAGAAAGAGAUUCCAAGUGGCGUCUUGAUAUUACUUCACCGAACUACGGCACUUACUGCAGCAUUCAAAGCCUCAGCACACCGUUUAUCACUUGAAAAAUGGAAGAACAAGUAUUAUACUAUUUAUCUGACAGUCUGAGAAGUUAGACUGCCUGAGAGAAAUGCAAACGAAUAACUUAAUUUUGAACACUUUUCAUUGCAAAGAGAAUAAACAUCAAACUCACCGGA
This is a messenger RNA of Galeopterus variegatus (Sunda flying lemur), 1948 nucleotides long. RefSeq names its product family with sequence similarity 149, member A (gene FAM149A). Lineage: Eukaryota; Metazoa; Chordata; Mammalia; Dermoptera; Cynocephalidae. The coding region runs from base 304 to 1749 and encodes 481 amino acids. The record is from RefSeq and is a predicted model, not a curated record. The transcript has 13 exons.